GUCUGAUGAUAUCAAUUGUUUUAAGCCAACGCAUCUAUUCGGUCGUGCGUUUCUCAUAGAACAUAUUGAGUUUAUUGUUGUAAUAUUGCAAUGAGGGAAAUAGUGCAUAUUCAAGCCGGGCAGUGUGGUAACCAAAUUGGAGCAAAGUUCUGGGAAGUUAUAUCGGACGAGCACGGUAUUGACCCCACGGGAACCUAUCACGGUGACUCCGACCUGCAGCUGGAGAGAAUUAACGUCUACUAUAAUGAGGCAACCGGAGGCAAGUACGUCCCACGAGCCAUCCUGGUCGAUCUGGAACCGGGCACUAUGGACUCUGUGCGAUCAGGACCAUUUGGACAAAUCUUUCGCCCAGACAACUUCGUAUUUGGUCAGUCUGGAGCUGGUAAUAAUUGGGCAAAGGGACAUUAUACCGAAGGCGCCGAACUCGUAGAUUCUGUUUUAGAUGUAGUAAGGAAGGAGGCGGAAGGUUGCGACUGUUUACAGGGAUUCCAGCUGACGCAUUCCCUGGGAGGUGGUACUGGCGCAGGAUUGGGGACAUUAUUGAUCUCGAAAAUUCGAGAAGAAUACCCUGAUCGUAUUAUGAACACUUUUAGUGUUGUGCCGUCCCCUAAAGUAUCCGAUACUGUAGUUGAACCAUACAAUGCUACUCUCUCCGUGCACCAGCUAGUGGAAAAUACAGAUGAAUCGUACUGCAUAGAUAAUGAAGCUCUAUAUGACAUUUGCUUCCGGACAUUGAAAUUGACUACUCCCACAUAUGGAGAUCUGAACCAUCUUGUAUCUGCCACUAUGUCUGGAGUUACCACUUGUCUCCGAUUCCCAGGCCAACUUAACGCCGACUUGAGGAAGUUAGCAGUAAACAUGGUGCCAUUUCCUCGUCUGCAUUUCUUCAUACCUGGCUUCGCUCCGUUGACAUCUCGCGGAAGUCAACAGUACCGCGCAUUAACUGUGCCUGAGUUGACACAGCAGAUGUUUGAUGCGAAAAAUAUGAUGGCAGCCUGUGAUCCUCGACAUGGUAGAUACUUGACAGUAGCAGCUGUCUUCAGAGGUAGAAUGUCGAUGAAGGAAGUAGACGAACAAAUGAUGAAUAUUCAAAAUAAGAAUUCUUCAUACUUCGUGGAGUGGAUUCCUAAUAAUGUGAAGACUGCUGUCUGUGACAUACCUCCACGUGGUCUUAAAAUGUCUGCAACUUUCAUUGGGAAUUCAACUGCUAUACAGGAGCUGUUUAAACGUAUCUCCGAACAAUUUACAGCAAUGUUCAGACGUAAGGCUUUCUUACACUGGUAUACUGGUGAAGGAAUGGAUGAGAUGGAGUUUACCGAAGCGGAGAGUAAUAUGAACGACUUGGUAUCGGAAUAUCAGCAGUACCAAGAUGCCACAGCUGAAGAGGAAGGCGAAUUUGACGAGGAAGAAGAAGGUGGCGAUGAAGGAGAUUAGACAUAUCGUUUUUAAGGUUUUCGUUAUUAUAUUAUGUAUUUUGUAA
Achroia grisella is the source of this 1480-nucleotide messenger RNA. RefSeq names its product tubulin beta chain. Gene Ontology annotation, molecular function: GTP binding; GTPase activity; structural constituent of cytoskeleton. The transcript has 2 exons. The coding region runs from base 91 to 1434 and encodes 447 amino acids. Gene Ontology annotation, cellular component: microtubule; cytoplasm. The record is from RefSeq and is a predicted model, not a curated record. Lineage: Eukaryota; Metazoa; Arthropoda; Insecta; Lepidoptera; Pyralidae. Gene Ontology annotation, biological process: microtubule cytoskeleton organization; mitotic cell cycle.